This is a messenger RNA of Alternaria arborescens, 522 nucleotides long. RefSeq lists its product as hypothetical. The coding region runs from base 1 to 522 and encodes 173 amino acids. The record is from RefSeq and is a predicted model, not a curated record. The transcript is spliced from 2 exons. NCBI's taxonomy places the organism in Eukaryota, Fungi, Ascomycota, Dothideomycetes, Pleosporales, Pleosporaceae.
AUGAGUGGUUCCGUUCCCGGUGUAACAACGCUAAAAAGCGAUACAGUACCAAUGGAUGAUCGUUUUCUUGAUAUCAUUCCUUCCACCAGUGAUCUGCCAUUCAUUGCAAACCAAGAAGCCGAUAACGUAAGGCUCCAGCGAGAAAAGAAAGAAGCUAAAGUGGUCGCGAAAGAGCUGCAUGGUGGCCUUGACCGAACGACUCAGUCUUUGAACAACCUGAUGGCCUCCUAUGCCAAUCCUCUGCGGGAGAGCAACACGAUAUCAAGCGACAACGUGGCCAUCAAACAGCGACACACCAAGAUGAGGGCAGAAGCCGCCACCUACACGUGUAAGAUCCGCACUAUGACCACCAAGAUACGAGGGAUGGAGGAACAAAGUCAAGCAUAUAAGAUCGAGAACACGAAGCUUCGGAACCACCUCACGGAAUUAGAGACUGAGUUAGAAUUUCUUCGACUUCGAGUAAGAGCCCUUGAGUCGGGACAAGUGCAAGGACGGAUCCCAGACAAUGCUGUUCGAGCUUGA